Messenger RNA from Chelmon rostratus (copperband butterflyfish), 2914 nucleotides. Its product is annotated as putative cation exchanger C521.04c. Lineage: Eukaryota; Metazoa; Chordata; Actinopteri; Chaetodontiformes; Chaetodontidae. The record is from RefSeq and is a predicted model, not a curated record. The coding region runs from base 62 to 2338 and encodes 758 amino acids. Gene Ontology annotation, molecular function: calcium:proton antiporter activity. Gene Ontology annotation, cellular component: endomembrane system; membrane. Gene Ontology annotation, biological process: calcium ion transmembrane transport; intracellular calcium ion homeostasis. The transcript is spliced from 20 exons.
GUUCACUGAGGACGCGAGCGGCUCAGACCUGAUACGUUGAGGAGCGUUUGUACAGGCGGAGAUGUCUCUGUCAUCCACACACAGCCCAGACACGAGCAGCCGGAGGAGGAGGCCGACUGAAUACACACGAGAUGCAUCAUGGGAGCCUGAUCCUCAAGCAGAUCACAGUCAUGAACAGAUCAGCGACCGACUGUGUGGAGGUGCACAGCCUAAUUCAACAGGCACUCCAUCUUCACAUCACUCCAUGUGUCCUGCACUGUGCACAACAAAAUGCAUAUCUGCACACUCAUGUCCUAGCCAUCAUGCCUUUGAUGACAGCUGGGUGGAGAUCCAAAGCAAGAGAACCAUCAGAGCAGAGAACGAAGUGGAAGCUAACAAACUUGUCAACAACUACAGGUUUGGUUUCAGAAAAUGGAAGAGCCAUGUGACAGAGCGUCCGUUUGAAGACAGGUCGGAGGUUGUGAAAGAGCUCUACUCUGAGCUGAAUGUCAUUAAACCACAUUCAGGUCGUCUCAUCACAUUUGGAAAUGUAGCGUAUGUGUUUCUUUUCGGUUGGUGGGUCUCUCUGGCAUAUUUCCUGAUCGGCAUAUUUAUGUUCAUCACUGUUGCUGGUGUACCAUAUGGCAAGCUUUGUUGGAACUUGUCUUGCUACUUCCUGUGGCCAUUCGGCAAAUCAAUCCAUGAGAUUGGAAAUACAUUGCGGAGAUGUUGUGAGCAAGCUCCCGACUGUGAGUGUAACAUAGAGGAAACCGAAGAUAACUCGCCAGUUCUGCUGCCUUCACCCACAGAGGUCCCAAUCCCAGAGCUGCCAGGACGACCUCGGCGCACUCCCUACUGGCAUCGUUUCUCCACCUACGUCUGGCUGCUGCUGGGAUAUCCUCCUCUGGUGGUCAUCCACUCCCUGGCCUGCUUCUUCUCUUGGAUCCUGGUCUUCACCAUCCCUGUUUUCAAGAUGAACGCACGGACCCUGGGGGUCAUUCUUCUCUUGGCUCCCGAGGAUGUUUCUGUCUCCACCUGCUCACGGCGGAAGCAUCAAGGCUACGAGACCAGAGCGCUGCUGUGCUGCUACCACGCUUUAAACUGGUACUACUACAAGUACACGGUUGAUGGAAUCAAUGUGUUCGCCGUCAACCUCCUCCCUCUAGUGAUAGUUGCCAUGGUAAUCGGAUAUAUUGACAGGAAUAACCAGUACGCCAGUUCUGAGGUCAAGUUCGCCACAGCAAUCGGCUCCAUCAUACCUCUGUCUUAUUAUAUUGGUAUGGGCAUUGCCAGUAUCUCAGCCCAGAGUAACUUUGCCGUGGGUGCAUUGGUGAACGCCAGCUUCGGCUCCAUUACAGAGUUGACCUUUUACAUCACAGCCCUGCUCAAAGGUCAGCAGACAGCCAACCCGUGUCUGCAGGAGGUCGUCAAAGCAGCGCUGACUGGCACACUGCUCGGAUGCAUCCUCUUCAUCCCUGGCAUCUGCAUGAUAAUCGGAGGGCUGAGGCACAGCGAGCAAACAUUCAACAGUCGCUCCACAGGAGUGAGCUCUGCAUUGCUUUUCAUCUCUGUAGGAGGUGUGUUUGCCCCCACGCUGUUCUCCAAGGCUUAUGGAAAUCUGGUGUGUGACGCCUGCACCAACUCGACUGGAGGAAACAGCACGAGCAACAGCAGCGGCCCGUUUGUCUGCCACAACUGCCACUACGAGCUGAACAACGGUACAUUGUUCCACAACCACGUUGAGCCACUGGUGUACACAGUGUCUGCCCUCUUGCCGGUCGCCUACAUCAUUGGUCUGAUAUUCACAUUGAAGACGCACUCCCACAUAUAUGACAUCCAUGUUGGAGAAGGACAAGCGACUGGCCACCACGGAGCAGUGGUCCACUGGUCCCGGUGGAGGUCUCUGGUCAUCCUCAUCAUGGCCACCGUCCUGACGUCUGCUUGUGCUGAUCUUGUCACGGAGCACAUCCAGCCCAUACUAAACCAGCCCAGCAUGUCUCAGUAUUUCAUUGGGGUGACGGUUCUCGCUAUGGUCCCUGAGAUCCCAGAGAUUGUUAACGGGAUCCAGUUUGCACUCCAGAACAACAUCAGUCUUAGCUUGGAGGUGGGAAUCUGCAUUGCAGUUCAGGUCUGCAUGCUACAGAUUCCAAUUCUGGUCUUUUUUAAUGCCUUCUAUGAUGUGGGAUUUGUGCUGUUAUUCAGUGAUCUGCACCUGUGGGCCAGUAUCUUCAGUCUUAUUCUCGUCAACUACAUCUUCAUGGAUGGCAAGUCUGAUUAUUUUCAGGGCACGGCUCUGGUGGUCAUCUACCUUAUUCUGCUGGCUCUGUACUACUUUGCUCCGUCUCCAGCUGGCUGCUGACGAUGGUACUGAUGCUUUUCAGUUACUUUUUUUUUUUUUUUUAAAGCCUGGAGGGCUCAGAAAGUGUAAAUUUAAUACCACCCCUCUUGAUGAGAUUUUAUCCUGACAGGAUUAUUACUAAAUGCCCAUGUGUGAAUCCUGACCUGGACCUUUUAUUACGUUUUCUUAGGCUGUUUCCAAAACUAUACAAAUGACAAAACUGUAUAUUUUAAUCUCAGGUAGGUACUUAUCACUCCUACUACUGUAAAAUGUACAGUCUAUAAACUAAUGUAUUGAACUAUGUCCUUAGACUAAUAACUUCUUACGGUCUUUGUUAACAUGUGGUGACAGAAAGAAAAGUAGUAUUUUUACAAUUUGAAUGGAUGUUAUAAUGUCAAGGAUCUGCACUAAAGCAAUUUUGUUUAAAGGUAAUUUUACAAUACAUUUUGCAUACUUUUAAAAAUGGUACAUGUCUGUCAGAGUUCAUUAUAGAAGUAAUAUUAUUUUAAUAAACUGGCAGCAUAUCUUGUUGGAAAAUGUGGCAUGGCUGGCUGUGCUUCGCAAGAACAAUGACGAUAUCUGUCAAUACAGUGUUUU